AUGGCACAUGGUCAUCCGGGAUCUCGCCAUACGAGUGGCAGAAGAGAAGAUCCUGCUGCUGGCAUGCGGAGUCAAGUGCUUGAGGAGUUUCGCAACAAUAAGGCAAAGAAGGUGGAUUUGACGGAUAUCUUUGGACAUGUGGUUGAGUUUUCUGGUGAUCAGCAUGGAAGUCGCUUUAUUCAACAAAAAUUGGAGACGGCGAGUUCGGAUGAUAAAGAGGCAUUGUUUCAGGAGAUUGUCCCGAAUUGCUUGCAGCUCAUGACGGAUGUCUUUGGCAACUAUGUCAUUCAAAAGUUCUUUGAGCAUGGCAAUCAGGUGCAAAAGACUGUGCUCGCAAAGCACAUGGAAACGCACGUCUUGUCGUUGUCAUUGCAGAUGUACGGUUGUCGCGUUGUGCAAAAAGCACUGGAGCAUGUGCUUGCUGAGCAACAAGCGAGUAUGGUCAAGGAACUCGAUGGUCAUGUCUUGAAGUGCGUCAAGGAUCAAAAUGGCAAUCAUGUCAUUCAAAAAGCACUCGAACGUGUGCCAGCCGAUAAGAUUGACUUUAUCUUGAAUGCGUUUGCCGGUCAGGCAUACAUCCUGGCUACACACCCCUAUGGUUGUCGCGUCAUCCAGCGCGUCUUGGAGCACUGCCCAACGGCGCAAGCCUCGAUUCUCGAAGAACUUCACCGAUACACGCAAAACUUGGUGGUGGAUCAGUACGGCAAUUAUGUGUCGCAGCACUUGAUCGAACGCGGCAGCAACGAAGACAAGUCACGCGUUAUUGGUGUCAUCAAGGGGCAGGUGUUGACCUUGUCGAAGCACAAGUUUGCGAGCAACGUGGUGGAGAAGUGCAUCAUGUUUGGCGAUGCCGAUGAGCGACACAUGUUGAUUGAAGAAGUGCUUGCCCUCAACCCUGAUGGAUCAAGCAACUUGAGUGCUCUGAUGAAGGAUCAGUACGGCAACUACGUUUUGCAAAAGAUGCUCGAAGUCAGCGAUGGCGCUCAAAGGCAUGAGCUGGCAAAUAAGAUUCGUCCAUUGCUCGAAUCGCUCAAAAAGUUCUCCUAUGGCAAGCAUCUCAGCUCGAUUGAGCGCCUCCUCGAACGUGCGUCCCUCGACAACAGCGCCAGCGUGUCUCCCGCACACAGCAUCUCUGGUGACAAAAGGGCAGACGCAAGGGCGAGCGCAUAA
Protomyces lactucae-debilis is the source of this 1170-nucleotide messenger RNA. Its product is annotated as armadillo-type protein. Gene Ontology annotation, cellular component: cytoplasm. Lineage: Eukaryota; Fungi; Ascomycota; Taphrinomycetes; Taphrinales; Protomycetaceae. The transcript has a single exon. Bases 1 to 1170 code for a protein of 389 amino acids. Gene Ontology annotation, biological process: nuclear-transcribed mRNA catabolic process, deadenylation-dependent decay. The record is from RefSeq and is a predicted model, not a curated record. Gene Ontology annotation, molecular function: mRNA 3'-UTR binding.